CAGAGUCCAAGGACAUCUACCAUGAUUGAUCCGCCUUUGACUAAGAGCCAGUCAGAGGAUGUAGUGAAACAAGAGUUAACUAUGGUGGAAGGUCAGCUUCAAGAUCAGUUGUCUGUUUUUGGGAAUAUUGAAGAGGCACAAAAGAAACAGUUCGAUAAUAUUAGAGAGACCCAACAAAGACAAACUCAUAGUAGGAGUCGAAUAGCAGAGCAAAUUGAAGAGAACAGACAUAUGCAACAAAUUAGAGAAGAGCAACAACAAAUAAGAGAAGAAAAACGACAGAUAAGAGGUGAGAAAAAAGAGUAUCUGUUGCAGGCGAUCCUCGAAAGAUUACAGAGUAAUACGAAAGCAGCUAGUACAGAGACCAAGUCUAAUGGUGUUUUGUAUGCAGGGAAGGCUAUUGAUAAUGACUUGUAUGUAACUCCAAGUGGAGCUCGAAGGGGAGCACAAUGGUCGCCUCCAUUGUCUAUGAGUCGGGUUCAGCAUAAUGAAGAGUGUUUUACACCUGAACUCCCUACUCCAGAAAGGAGGCCAUGGAAGUUGGAGAGACGAGACAGAUUUUACACAACUCCAACACACCCGCCUGCUGGUAGAGACCAGCGAGAUCCUACCGGGAUACACUGUAAACAAGAGGAUGUUUGUGCUUCAGAGAGCAAGUAUGCUACACAGGAAAUUGUAGGCCCAAGGAAGGGGCAUGUUCAAAGGAACCAUGAAUCCGAGA
Messenger RNA from Owenia fusiformis, 721 nucleotides. The record is from the annotation of a GenBank genome assembly. NCBI's taxonomy places the organism in Eukaryota, Metazoa, Annelida, Polychaeta, Sabellida, Oweniidae.